Eruca vesicaria subsp. sativa (arugula) is the source of this 492-nucleotide messenger RNA. The record is from the annotation of a GenBank genome assembly. Lineage: Eukaryota; Viridiplantae; Streptophyta; Magnoliopsida; Brassicales; Brassicaceae.
AUGUUUUUUGCUACGCAGAUACCUCUAAGGUUGUAUGACUCAAAAGCUUCUUCUACUUGGAAGAAAGUUGGAUGUGAAGAUGAUUUCUGUUCCUUCAUUUCACAAUCAGACACUUGCGAACCAAAGAAGAAGCCAUGUAGCUAUCGUGUUGUGUAUGGAGAUGGAAGCACAAGUGAUGGUGAUUUUGUCAAGGAUAACAUUACUUUGGAUCAAGUCACUGGAAACCUCCGAACUGCACCCCUUUCCCAGGAAGUGGUAUUUGGUUGUGGAAGUAAUCAGUCUGGGCAACUUGGGCAAACCGACUCAGCCGUUGAUGGAAUUAUGGGAUUUGGACAAGCAAAUACCUCAAUCAUUUCGCAACUAGCUGCCUCGGGUAAUGUCAAGAGGGUCUUCUCACAUUGCUUAGACAAUGUGAAUGGAGGUGGCAUUUUCGCUGUUGGGGAAGUGGAGUCUCCAUUGGUGAAAACAACUCCUUUAGUUCCUAAUCAGUAA